Molecule: messenger RNA, 1254 nt
Organism: Acytostelium subglobosum LB1
Lineage: Eukaryota; Evosea; Eumycetozoa; Acytosteliales; Acytosteliaceae
Exons: 5
Coding region: 1-1254 (417 amino acids)
Biological process (GO): N-glycan processing
Cellular component (GO): glucosidase II complex
Molecular function (GO): protein binding
Source: RefSeq, a predicted model, not a curated record
AUGAGACAAUCAUCUGUUGUUGUUGUAUUUAUAGUAGUGUUGAUUGGUUUGGUCAACUCAACAACGACCAAAGAGCCACUGUCACCAUCAUUCGGUGCAUCACCAGAAGUUGCACAAUAUUACAAGGGACAGAAGUUUACAUGUUUCUCAAAUGGAAAGCAGAUACCUAUUACACAGGUCAACGAUGACUAUUGUGAUUGUCCAGAUGGAUCUGAUGAACCAGGUACAUCAGCAUGCUCAAACGGUCAAUACUAUUGUGUGAACAAGGGUCAUCAUUCUGAGCUAAUCUCUUCAACAUAUGUCAAUGAUGGAGUGUGCGACUGUUGUGAUGGAUCUGAUGAAUACAACAAGAAGACUGAAUGUCCAAACACUUGUAUUGAGAAGGGAGAGGAGACGAGAAAGGCACGUCAAGAGAAGAUCGAUCGCUUCAGAGAUGGCCUAAAGAUUAAGGCUGACAUGAUUGAGGACGCCAAGCGAAUCUUGGUGGAGAAGACUCAGGAACUGGAGCGACUGAGGAAGGAGAUCGACCCACUCCAGGAGAAGAUCAAGGAGCAUGAGGUUGCCCGUGAGACACUCCAGAAGAAGCGCGAUGAGGAGCAGACCAGACUGCAAGAGGAGAGAGAAAAGCUGCAGGAGGAGCUCGAGAAGGCCAAGGCCGCCGAGGCACCCGUCCAAGCCGCUGAGGACAACACACAGGACAAUGCCGAGGCCACCAACGAGGACCAGGAGAAGGACGACGAGGAUGACAAGAACAAGAAACCAGAGGAGGUCAAGUCAGAACUACUGGAAUCCAUAAAUAGAGAUCUUGGAGACGUUGAAGCUCUACUUUCAAACGCCAGAUCAGACUUGCGCGAGAAGGAGGAAGCGAUUGAGACCAUCCAGAAGUUGUUGAGCUUUGACCAUGGCAAGGACAACGUCUUCCUUCCACUCUUUGGCAAGUGUUUCGAUCUCAAGACCAAGGAAUACACCUACACUCUCUGUCCAUAUGACAGAGCAUCACAAGGAGGCACCAGUCUUGGUAAAUUUGAGGAAUGGAGAUCAGGACACUCGAUGAUGUCCUUCCAGAAUGGACAACAAUGUUGGGGCGGUCCAAAGAGAUCACUGCUCGUCAGCGUUGAGUGUGGCUCAGAGAAUGUCGCAUCGGACAUCCAGGAGCCAUCAAAGUGCGAGUACUCCAUGAAGUUCCAUACUCCAGCCGCCUGUGACGAGGAGCAUCUCAAAGUGAUGCAAUUGGAGGAAGACCACCGUAUCUAA